CAUAUGCGAUGUAUAGUAUACAUAAUUGUAGAACCCCAAACACAAACAUCAUAGUAUAUAGUAUCUAUCUAAAGUAAAUAAUCAUGGCACGGGAGAACCCUCUUGUUAUUGGUGGUGUGAUUGGGGAUGUUCUCAACCCUUUUACAAGCUCCGUUUCUUUGACUGUUUCAAUCAAUAAUAGGGCGAUUAGCAAUGGCUUGGAACUCAGGCCCUCUCAAGUUGUUAAUCGCCCUAGGGUUACUGUUGGUGGUGAAGACCUAAGGACCUUCUACACUCUGGUUAUGGUGGAUGCAGAUGCACCUAGCCCUAGCAACCCUGUCUUGAGGGAAUACCUUCACUGGAUGGUGACAGAUAUUCCAGCUACCACAAAUGCAAGCUUUGGGAGAGAGGUUGUGUUUUAUGAGAGCCCGAACCCUUCAGUAGGGAUUCAUCGAAUCGUGUUCGUAUUGUUCCAGCAAUUGGGCAGAGACACUGUCAUCACCCCAGAAUGGCGCCAUAAUUUCAAUUCCAGAAACUUUGCUGAAAUUAAUAACCUUGCACCUGUUGCAGCAGCUUAUGCCAACUGCCAAAGAGAGCGUGGUUGCGGUGGAAGGAGAUAUUAACAAGUUCAAUUAAUGAAGAUUCUUGGAUGCCUUACUCCAGCUUAUACUUUAGAGAAAUAAAGACAGAAGAGAGAAAAAUAUAUAUAGUACCUUAAGUAAUAUGAUGUAAUAAAAGGAAAGAUAAAUAAUGAUAAUAAUAAUAAUGAUAAUAAUAAUAAUAGAUGCUUAGUGUAAUAGAAUAGUAGCACUAUCAUCAAAUAAGUUAGAAGAGUAAUGGAGAAAAAGAAUAAGUUAGAAGUUAAUAAAAUCUCUCCUUUUUUAAAUAAUAAUUUAGAGAGAAGGUACCAUCUUGCAAUGCUAGAGCAUGCCAUUCAGGAACUUCUUCAACAGAUUAUGGUAGCAACGGAAAAAAAAAUACAAAAAGUUCAUGCAUGGUUCAUACAUACUACAGGGAUCUCAUCCUGUAUUAUUGUAAUGUACGAACUGUUAUUCAUUUUAAACAACGUUUGCUUCAAUAAAUUACAUACAAUAUUAUUAACAUUUUACCCUUUCAA
Molecule: messenger RNA, 1096 nt
Organism: Glycine soja
Lineage: Eukaryota; Viridiplantae; Streptophyta; Magnoliopsida; Fabales; Fabaceae
Product: protein FLOWERING LOCUS T-like
Exons: 4
Coding region: 84-602 (172 amino acids)
Source: RefSeq, a predicted model, not a curated record